AUGAUAUUUUCAAUAGUUUGUGCUUAUUUAUUAAUUACAACACAAACUUUAUGUCGUGCCGAAAACGAGAUCAAGUCAGAGGAAGAUGUAGGUGUUAAAUAUGCAAAUCGUUGUGAAGUUUGCAAGAUUUUGGCUACAGAGCUACAAGAGAGGCUUGAGCAGACCGGUAAAGUACACGAUGUGAUAGAAAUUGGUUACUCGCUCGAUGACGUGCAACCUAAGAAGAAGACCAAGUAUCAGAAAUCGGAGCUGAGGUUGAUAGAAUCACUGGAAGGCGUUUGUGAAAAGAUUCUGGAGUACAACAUUCACAAAGAACGUCAGGAUAGUACGAGGUUCGCUAAGGGGAUGAGCCAAACGUUUAAAACUCUACAUGGUUUAGUUGACAAGGGUGUGAAGGUGGACCUUGGGAUUCCUUUAGAGUUGUGGGACAAGCCAUCAGCUGAGAUUACUCACAUGAAGACACAAUGUGAGAGUCUUUUGGAGGAGAAUGAGGCAGCUGUUGAGGACUGGUACUGGAACCAUCAAGGGGAGGUAGAUCUGAUCAAGCACUUGUGUACUUACAAUGCGUUGAAGGGGACGGAUGACUCAUGCUUGAAUGAACAACUGACUACUGCCAAGGGUGAGCGGGGAUCAGACAAGUCGGAACUAUGAGAGUUAACAUUGUUUUAGAAAGUAGGUACAAGAACAAUCUGCAUUGAAUGAGUCUGUGUUUAUGAACUUUGUGAUACCAUGAAGGCAUUUCUACUGUAAUAUUUAUUGUAAGAUUAGUAGUUACUAGAUACUUAAGUGUAAUAGUGUAGUUAGUGAAACUGAAUUAUUGAUACCUCAAGUUACUGUACAUUAUGGUCUCUGUUGUAUUACUUAAAUAUUUAUUUUUAUAACUUGAAACAACUUAUGAUCAUUUGUUGCGACGUCAGUGGACAAACCCAGUUUAUUUUGUAUAAGAACUAUUAUUAAUUUGUAUGUCUCUUUUAUCAGUGUUUUGUAUUUGGAUCAACUUAUUUCUUUUAUUUUUGUAUCUGAAUAUUGACUGUACCAUAUUUUUUUAGAAAUAAAAUAUAACUUUACCACUUUCA
Messenger RNA from Spodoptera frugiperda (fall armyworm), 1076 nucleotides. It is a transcript of the gene CNPYb, whose product is annotated as protein canopy homolog 4. The coding region runs from base 1 to 651 and encodes 216 amino acids. The record is from RefSeq and is a predicted model, not a curated record. Gene Ontology annotation, molecular function: signaling receptor binding. Gene Ontology annotation, cellular component: endomembrane system. Lineage: Eukaryota; Metazoa; Arthropoda; Insecta; Lepidoptera; Noctuidae. The transcript has a single exon.